ACCCGAAAACAACACCAGCAAAACAAAUGCGACCAUGUACAGCGUGGAAGACCUGCUCAUCUCGCAUGGAUACAAACUGCCCCAAAACACCUCCGCCACCACCCCCCCUUGUGCCCCUCCCACGCCCCCAGCCUCUUACGACAACAAGGUUCACGUCGACCCAGCCUCUUGCCGCCAGGAGAUCUUAGAGAACCGGUCGGGCGGUGGUCACGGAGCGGCGAACGGGUAUGAGACCGACCCUGGGCCGGGGGUCUACGCCUACGGAAACGGCAACAGCGCCGGCAGGCAGCCGACAGCUCCGGCCAAAGGCUACUCCAAUAACACUGACAACGAAUGGAGAGACAGGACCAGCCAACCAGAGCGGAGGGAAGCCGACAGCAGUAACCAAGGUGACGCACACUCCUUGGGCGGCAAUCUGACGACAGACAGCGGGUUCUGUGAGGGCCCCAGAGGAAUACAUUCUCAGCCCAGGGGCCCCAGAGAUGUGUCCUACUGGAGACGGAGGGGCCAGGACUUUAGCGUUCUCCUGGAUUAUGCUGAUUUCAGAGAGCCCAGAGGAGAAGGGAGAGGAGGAGAAGGAGGGUACAGGAGGACCGAGGGAGCCCAUCAGCAGCCACAGAGACAGGAGGUCCCUCCAGAGGACCUCCAGCAGCAUGAGAGGCAGCGUUGGGCGGCCCAGGCCCGCUCCAGGCAGAGAGAGGCAGCGCUGCAGCACUGGAGAAUGGCCGCCGUGGAGAGGAAGUGUCAGAGCCUCGGACCGGACGAGUGGCGGCCGGCCGUGGUCAGCUUCGCCCGCCAGCUCUCGGAGAGCGAGGGCGAAAGGUGGGCGCCGGAGCAGCAGCACCAGCGAGCCCUCCGGACACCGGACGGCGCUGUGGUCGUGGUGGGGCCCAGGAACAAAGGGAAGUCCCAGUCUCUUCCUCGGAUGUUGCAGCCCGACAGUCUGCAGUACGUGGACGCGUCUGGGUCAGGGCAGGACGUGCACAGGAGAGUCAACGGCAACCCGGGGCCCCACCACAACCCUUACGGCAGAUAUAACCUCAACCAGGCCGAGGCAGGGGACAGGUGGCCGGAGAACCACAGCAGGCCGUCCAGCCAGGCUAGCAUGGCCAGCCAGGUCAGCCAGGCGUCUCAGAAGCGUCGCUUCGCCAGGCCACCGAGGCCUCCGUCCUACGAGGUGCACCAGCAGACCCGCGGGAGCUCCGAGAUGCUGUCGGGUGAGCCAGCGGGAGCAUCGACUCCUCAGCCACAGGCCAGGGAUAGAACCCCGCUCCCACACUUUGGGACGGGGGACCCCAGGCUGGACUACUAUAUACAGGACGGAGGGUCUGGCACAGAGCCUCCAGGUUACAUCCCUCCGCCGUCGUAUCCUCCCAAGAGAGCGCCUCCACCAAUGAGAGGGGGCCUGGGAGGCCACAGGGCUUAUGGGGAGGUCCCUGUCAACUACAGGUACCACCAGGCGUAUCAACAACAGAUGCGUGGGACCCCAGAUCCCUGGUUUGGCAGCAGACACACAGUUGGGGGGUCCUGGCCAGACCCCCAAAGAGACUCCCACCGAGAGAGGAGCGUUCCCCACAGGAAGCAGCUAUACCCUGGCUAUUGCAAGCAGCAACACCAGCAAGGCCUCGGCCCUGGAGUCCAGUACAUCCCUUUUGAUGACCCACGCGUCCGACACCUCCCUGGGGGAGAAGACUCGUCUGUGGGCUAUGGAGGUAACCCCCAGACAGACAGCGACAAGAUCCGUCACAUCCGUAACUCCACACCCCCAGAGCUUCCCAGUGUCACCGUGUCAGACCACUCGUCUGAUGACCGUGCCUUUCUCUCCCCCACCUCCAUGGGGGUGCCUCCGGUGCUUGCCGGCACUCCAGGCGCGGUCAGUCCAACGCCGCCAAGGUCUUCCAGCAACAAUGAGAACAACAGGUGGCAGCAGCAGAGCGAUUUGCACAAAGAGACUGAGAACCUGGAUAACUUCCCAACAGCGACUGACCAAAACUGCAACAGGUAUGAUCCCAAAAACAACCACGGGUCUCCCUCUGCCUUCCAGCCCCCUCACCCUGCUCAGGCCCCAUCCAGCUCAGACCGGGGCUUUUCGGAAACAACCGUUACGCAGGUGAAAAAGAUAGCUCCCGGAGACACAGGUCUGGACAACCACAGUAGAAACGGCAAGAGGAAGUCUCACAGUGAAACCAUCUUCUGCCUGGUGUCCGUCCCCAUCCAUAUGCAACAACAACCCAAUAAGAAUUAUCUUUCAGCCGACCAGAACAAUAACGACAAGAUGCCCGGCAGUCUGCCAGUCGUGAGUGUCAUCACCACAGACGACAACCGGAACACUGUGGCCAAAUCCCAAUCCGAGAACAGCCGAAGCCUCCGUAGCAAGUCUUUAUCAGACAUGGGCCUCAAACCCCCCUCCCACACCAGCAGCUUCACCUCCAUGAGAAGCACCAGGAAGGGUCCCCUGAGGAAAGAGAUGGUCGACGUUUGGUCACUCCAGGCCAAUGCUGACAAGGAGCUGUGCUACGCUGGCUCCUGGCCAGGGAACCAGUACAGGAACCAGGAGACCCAGACCAGCUCCCCUGUGACUGUGAAUGCAACUGAGGGGACGAGGGGAACAGAUCAGCCUCAGAGCCAGCAAGGGCAGGUGGGACAGGAGCCUGGUCAUCUGGCCUCUGACACCACCGCUGACGGUGGUUUUGGAACCGAGUGCAGUUCCAGCUCCUACGGCGUGGGUUACCCCAUGAAGGGCCAGAAGAACCUCCACCCAUCCAGCAACAGCGCCUUUUCCCGCCUCAGCAUCAGCCCAGCCCAGCCCCCAUCGCUCCCAGCCAAUCCUGGGGAGGAGAGAGACCACCAUACCUCCGCAUCCAGGAAGACAGUAGUUGGUGCUACCACCGCCUCCAACCCGGCCAAAACCCCAAACGAUGCCAAGCCUAACAGCCAGGGCCAGGCAGUGUUCGGCCAGUUCCUACUGAAGCCGGUCAGCCGACGGCCGUGGGACGCAAUUGAGGAGCUGGAGUGUUUUAACAAAGCCGCAGGAGUGGAUGUAGACCAAGUCCAGAAGAAACAGAAGGUCCCGCCUGAGAGACCCAGCGUUGCCCAGUGUAUAGAUGACCUGGACGAGGUCUACAGGAACAUCAUGGAGCUGAGUGGAGAAGACACACCACAACUACAACAACAGCAGCAUCAACAACAACACAUGGACCCCACACCUCCAGAUCUGGAGAGAGAGACACACAGUCUUCCGGAGCAGCACCUCGAUCCUUACAAACUCAGCAACCGCUCCAUCCCUGGCGUUAGGACCAUGCUAGACAGCUGGGGCCCUGGCUCUAGCAUUGACACAGACUGCAGGGAGCUGAGGAGCGCCUUCUCCAGGCCCCAGCCCCAGAGCAGGCCUAGCAUCCCCAGACCACUAAGAGACGACGUAGUGCCCACCGCCACCCCGACAGAGCCCACUGGCUUCAGAGACUACAACCCACACAAUGCACACGGUGGUCCCAGGCUAACCCAUGAUCCCAGGCUGACCCAUGACCCCAGGCUGACAUACAGACUGGAGCAGGACAUUCCUGUUGCCAAGGAGUCCCUGCUUAGGGACGUGGGGCUCACUGUCUACACCGAGGGCCCUGAGGGCAAGUCUUGUGGCGCCCCAUUCUCAGUGCUCCCACCAUUAGACGACAUGGACCUGUGUCCGGAUGUUCCGUUACCCUUGGAGAGUGGAGGGAGGCCAUCUCUACCCAGGGACAGCCAGUUGGAGGAUGUGCACAACAGUGAAGGCAAUAAGGAAGCGCUCAGCUCCGCUAAAGUAGUUGAGGAGGAGAAGGUAAAGACCGACAAAAUGCCCAUCGUGCCACCUAGAUUUAGGGGCCCUGAGCCCAAUCUGAAUAUCCGCAGGGCGAGAAGUGAGAACAGCAGGUCACCAAAAGGUGAACGUCCAUGGGGUUCGCCACACGCCGGCAGAUUGACCAGGGAGGGGGCGUUCGCUUUCGAGGAUGACCACCACAGAUACAGCAUCAGUUCCGAUCCUCUUUGUUGGCGUGGCGGGGCCACGUUAGCAGACAGACACCUGGAGAACCUGCUGAUCAAGGAAAAGGCCGGCGCUGUUCCUGCAGAGGACCUGAGCAACCUAUAUGAGGUGAAGUUGGCCAAGGGGAUCCCUGAGAACGAGACAGUGGAGCAGAGGGCAGCCAGGAUACUGGGGAUUUAUGUUGCCCCGGAUUCACUGCAGGACCGAUUCCAGGAGACAAAGCAGGUUCAGAUUGAGGAGAAGAUGGAGAGAGAGGAGGAGAUGAAGAGGGAGGAGGACGUGGUAAGGGAAGAGCAGAACAAAGACACUGCAGACAUUGGGGAAGAGAUCCAGGAACUAAUUCAAGAAGGAGCAGAGGCAGAGGAGGCACUGGGCGUGGUUAAACUGAAAGAGGAGAUGCACAAACACAGAGAAAACACUGACAAUGAGGGGAGAACUCCAGUAGAAGCACCGGCCCACAGCCCCGAUGGAGAAACACCGGCCCACAGCCCCGACGGAGAAACACCGGCCCUCAGCGCCGACGGAGAAACACCGGCCCACAGCGCCGACGGAGAAACACCGGCCCACAGCACCGACGGAGAAACACCGGCCCACAGCCCCAACAAACACAGAGAGACACGGCAUGUGAGAAGACAGUACGAGCAAGUGACGGAGAUAGAGGUAUCCGUAGUUACCUUGGGAGGGGAGACAACAGAGGAAUGGGAGGCGACCGGAGGAGGGAACAGGGAGGAUGACAGCCAAUCCGAAUGUGGCAACAGACAUGAUGGAGGAGAGAACCAGAGCCAAACCUCCAUGGUCCUGGAUCUACCUGAGUUCCCCCCUAGCCGACUGCCCCUUUCUCUGCCUCCGACCCCUGAUGAAGAGCUGGCCCUGAGCGUGCUGAGUGUGGAUGGAGGAGCGGAGAGGAAGGGGCGCAGCAGUGGCGGUGCCUCCCCCAGGAUCUUUUCCUCCUCUUCGUCACCCGGCCGCACAGAGAGCACAGUCCACAUGGCGGAGGUGUUUUCAGUCUCCUGCAUCAGUUUCAGGAGUUUGGAGGCCGAGACAGAGCAGGAGGCUGAUGAAAGGACGUGCCAGGGAGAGGAGAAGAGCGAGGAGAACACGCGCGAGUUAAGGAUGAAGUCCAAGUUAGUGGGGGAAGAGAUACACAGGGCAGGUGGGAGAGAAGACGGGAGGACGGAGUUCGGUGAGGAGAAAGAGACAGUCCAGAAAAAAGCAGAGAAAAAGGAAAGGAAGUCUGCAGAUGAGGAAGAGACUGAGGUGAAAAGAAAAUGGGAGAGGAGUAAAAAGCCAGAUGGAGAACAGCAACUGGCGGUGUCUAGACUGAAACCUCCUCUCCUUCCCAAGCCCAUCCCAAUGCCCCGGACCGGCACUGUGGCCAAACGAGAGAUCAGCCUUCCUCCGGGCUUCAAAGUGUCUUCCCAUGACUCCUCUAGCACCUUAGAGGAAGAGCUGCUCUCAGAAUCCUAUGAUCCUAGUCGAGUGGAAAGAGUAUAACCUCUGACCUCUCAAUACCUUCCACAUCUGGACGAAAUCGACCUUGGUCUCUUCCAUCCACUUAUCAGCCUGUUAUUUCUCCAGUUUGACUUUGUGUCUAUCCCAAAUAGCGACCUAUUUCCUAUAUAGUGCAUUUCUGGCUCUUAGCUGUCGGGUCAAUGUAGUGCACUAUACAGGACAUAAAAUGCCAUCAGAGAAACAGCCUUGUUGUUUUUAAUUGCAUGUCUUUCGUCCACUGUCUCCCAUGACAACAGCACUGUGGUUUCUUCUGGAGACCUCCUGUUGGAAUAUGAAUGUAAAGAAGCUUUUCUGCUUUUCCAAACACAGACACUUUGAGACAAAAUCACAGUAACAAAACCGUCUCGCGUUACAGUCAAUGUAGCUUUCCUACACCAAAUGUAAAUGAACACAAAACAAGUUUAACAAUUUAUUCGAAACGACUUUUGUGAGGACGCUGGAGAACUGUUUAUUUUUCUUACCCGUGUCAAAAGUCUAUGUCAAUGAAGAAUCUGAUUUUGAAAGCUAUGCUCUUGAGAUGUUAUUACCAAUCGAUAUAUCUCUCCUGCUGUCUGUUCUAGAGUAUGUGGCUAGGAUACGGAGCCUGAGAAUGUACUUCUAUGUGAGGCUGGAUCUGAUUGAAAAGCCUUUUCUCGUAUUUUUUUUUUGCUGUCCUAUAGUGACUGGCGUGCCAGUUGGCAUUACAGCCCAACCAGAUCUGGGACCAGGCUACUUUGAUCUAUAACACUGUGUUGUUCAGCUGUAGUGUCACUCAGAGCAAUACUAUUGUUGCACUGUGCUUCUCUUGGGGCUGCUUUGAGAAAGCAGCCUAUAAGACAGGCUGUGUGCUGUUCGGCUCAAAUCCAAACGCUCCCUUGACCCUAUGCACUACGGUUUAGGGGGUCUGUUUGAAAUGGAAUCCCAUUUACAUCCCUGCGUUAAAUCUGUACCACUCGGUACUGAGAGCACAAGGGGUUGCACUGUCAAAUAACGCCUCUGGUCCUGAGUUACCUGUGGGUGAGUUGCUGGUGGUUCACCUUUAGUGGUGUUCCUCAGGGUUGAAUGAGAGGACCGUGGUGUUUUCAGUGCCUUCUCCUCAGCAUGACUGUGCCAUAGUGUGGCAACACUGUGUCAGGGUGCCGUGUGACGAGCUACAGUAUGUUCCUUCAGCAUCAGCAAUCGCAGCAGCAUUUCAUUUCACAAAUUGUAUUUAUACUGUAGAGAAAAAAAAAAGUAUAUUUUAAGUAUAUUUUCUAAUGUUGAAGAGGUUUAUACGCCAUGCUAUUUUAAUUUGCUCACGUACAGUAAGAACCGGUUUGAAAUAGCAAAUGUGAAUAUAUAAUUUUCUCAAAAUUGCUUUUUUCUCUAAAUUCUCAAUAGACCUACUGAUGGGCAGUGUGCCUUCUACACAGGUUAUCUCUGAGAAAACAGGCUUGCGUCCCAAAUGUCAGACUAGCCCUAAUGGCCCUGGUUAGUGGACAAUAGACGGGAGAGGGUUAGGGUGAGUUUUGGGAUGUACACAAUUUAAUUUGUAUCUAACAUGUACAGUAUGGGUACUGUAAUAUUUCUUCAUUCAACUGGAAAUGCUGUAUUUCAUUGUAAAUUGUUUAAGGAUAAGACAAUGUUGUGUUAUUUUGGCAAUAAUACUGAAAUAUGUUAUGAGAUCAAAAUUAUAUAUAUAAUUGAAACAACUAUUCUUAUAUAAAAUGUUAAUUCAUUAACCUGCUAAUUGUAAACGUUUCUACAUACCAAUAGCCUAGUAAGCUGGUAAAGCAAAAGACCCUUUUUGUUUACUUUUAAUUGUUAUGCAUUUUAAUGUUGUUUUUGAAGUAACUGUCAUAUCACCUAAGACUGUGUAUGCAAGGCUUUGUGUACCGUCAAAUAUUGGUUGAAAGAUCCUUAGUUCUUAACAAAAGCAGUCUGUAAUACAUCUACAGUACUUCAACAUUAAUAAUUCUUGCACGCUUCAAACAUACUGCUAUAAUGUUUAUCCCUUGAUUGAGCUAACAUGGUGUGGAUGUUGUCAGAUCUGGUUCCAGUCAGUUGGAGCUUGGAUUUGUAAUGCUACAGUCCUGAUAUCAAGCACAGGAUAGUGCUGACACCACAGAAUUCAAAUGAUUCUAAUUCCAGGAAUGAUUCUGCACCUAAUGGUUCAAUGACACAACCAACACUCUCCCUAUUCCUUAUUUCUCUAGACCAGGUUCCAGACUGGCUAUUAUAUGGUCAUUCUCAUUGACAUUUUGUACUGCAAGGUAUUUGUAACAUAGUGUUGCACAUCUUUCUGUGAUAUUUUCUACUUUCAUACAAAGUCUGUAAGACUUAUUUUGUACACGCAUACUGGCAUCCAUUGUUUGUUGUGAGUGUUAUGUUUAAGAAGGGGUUAUGGAAAGAACAAUAUUAGCGUAUUGCAUUUGGUACUGCAGAGCACCUAAUGACUAGCUGUUAUAUUUCAUAUGCAUAUUUUAUUUAAAAAAUGUACGCAAAGUAUUUAAAUCGAAAGCAAGGUAUUUUUUGAGUUUUGUAAAAAGGGAACUCUGAUUUUGAAGACACGUUUGUCUGUGUUCAUGGUAUGAUCAUAAAAAAAGAGUAUACAUAAAGCCAGAGAGUGUGGUCUUGUUGUAUAACGUUGAAGAUUAUUCAUAAAUAAACUCUUUGCAUGUAA
Molecule: messenger RNA, 8171 nt
Organism: Esox lucius (northern pike)
Lineage: Eukaryota; Metazoa; Chordata; Actinopteri; Esociformes; Esocidae
Gene: jcada
Product: junctional cadherin 5 associated a
Exons: 5
Coding region: 35-5512 (1825 amino acids)
Biological process (GO): positive regulation of blood vessel endothelial cell proliferation involved in sprouting angiogenesis
Cellular component (GO): adherens junction; ruffle membrane
Source: RefSeq, a predicted model, not a curated record